Hyalella azteca is the source of this 4314-nucleotide messenger RNA. Its product is annotated as cell adhesion molecule 2. Bases 237 to 1742 code for a protein of 501 amino acids. Gene Ontology annotation, biological process: heterophilic cell-cell adhesion; homophilic cell-cell adhesion. The record is from RefSeq and is a predicted model, not a curated record. NCBI's taxonomy places the organism in Eukaryota, Metazoa, Arthropoda, Malacostraca, Amphipoda, Hyalellidae. Gene Ontology annotation, cellular component: adherens junction. The transcript is spliced from 11 exons.
CAGUCUCUCUCCUGCGGUCACCGUGGUAGUGUGUGCUGUGCUCCCUGUCGUCCUCCUCUAGGGAUCAAAUGUGUCUUUGUAGAUUUCGUUUCACUUGCAUAUGAAGCUGAGAAAUUUGAACGAAGCAUAGGAAGCUAUCUCUACCUACUAACUAGUAACUACUGUUGGAUAGGACGCCGCGGACUAGUGCUAUCUUCAAUAUACUUGAUUCUUUUUAGUUACAUUCUAGUGACGCGAUGGCUUCUAGAAAGUUAUUAUUAUCUCUAGUUUGUUUGGUGUGUUGCGUGUCUGUAAUUGCCGAACCACAAUCACCACUUCAGGCCCCAAAUGCAGCGUCUCCGCCUGUAGUCAGCGAUUAUUCAGUCGGUACACAAAGUCAGCCAGUGUCCAUCAUAUUCGACAACAAACAAACUAUCGUCAACCCUGGCGAGAGUUUGAACUUGGAUUGCGGAGUCUCUGGAGACUUCCGCUACUGUCACUGGGAGACCGGCAAGCAGAACGCCAUUCAGGUACAAGAUGUAUACGACGGUUACAUUGAAGGCCUCAGCAAGCCUCAGAUUACGAAGGGCAACGAGUGCGGUAUCGUCAUCGAUGCUGUCACCAUAGAGGACCACGGCCCGUGGACGUGCAAAGUAUUCGUCAUCGGUCACACGCUACAGAACUCUAAAAACGUCACCGUUACAAUUAAACCCACGAGUCCAAUCCUGGAGGUGGCGAGACGUCCGCUGAUCGUGACCGAGGGAGACACUGAGACGAUCAGCUGCUCAGUGGCCGCUGCCAGACCCAGAGUCCAGAUCCACUGGUUCUUGGGAGACGAAGAUAUCACCUACAGCUCCCGUGUUGAGAACUCCCUUACAGAUAACAUGGGCACAUACAAGAGCAUCUCGACACUGACGCACAUGUUCAAGGCGUGGCACAACAAGAAGCCGCUACACUGCAUCGUGUCGCACUACACGCUCCUGUCGCCCAUUGAGGACUUCGUUGACGUUCAAGUCAAAUACAAGCCUUGGGGUAAGGACGUGAGGCUGUACGACAUCAGACUUGGGGAUGACGUUGAGGCUAAGGUGAACUUCUCGUCGAACCCUCCCCCCAGCGACAUCAAGUGGGGCUACGCUCCCUCCUACGAGCAAGUCGCUGCUGUGCUCCCCGUGCCUGGGGAAGAGGGGAGGUACUCCACGGAGAUGCUGACCCUGGAGGACGGUUCGUACAGCGUCAUUCUCCGCGUGCUCGGCUUCGACGAGAUGGACGCACGCAUGAGCUUCCAUAUUAAAGUCGCCAACGACAUCGGCGCGCGUGACUUUACCAUCAACCUCUCCACUGACGAGGCGCCUAAUGAUCAGUUAGCUGAUGGCUACGAUAAUGUCGCUACAUCUGAUCAAAUUCAGUCACAAGAGCCUCUGAGCAGCGGCACUUUGGCCGCGAUUGUGGUGGUGGUGCUGCUGGUGAUACUGGUGCUGCUCUGCGCUGUGUACAUGAAGUACAAUCACCUCUACUGUUUUGCGGAGAGAGCGGAGAGCAAGGCCUACAUCCAGGACCACGCUGCCGAGGCGGGCGACUUCCAGCACACGCUCGGUGCUCACAACAACGAAGCCGUUAAAGCCUCCAAUGAUCAGCUCAACGGCAAGCUAGAAAAGCCGGAGAACAACGUAACCACUCUCAACGGAAACGGAAAAGCCACCGCUAUCGAUCACAAUGACUUCAGUACGGUGCCUGCUGAAGAACGGAUUAACACUGACGUGUGAUCGAGCUUUGAUCUACUCUAGUGGUUAUUUUAUUAAUUAUUACUCUUACAUUUCAGAUAAGGUACUAUCUUACCCAUGACGUGAUGUGCAUCCUAUUAGUAUUUCCAUUCCUUCUUAAGAUGAUUCCGCGGUUUGUAAAAUACGCUGAUAUUAAUUACUCUCGACAACUACGUACUUUUAUCACUCGAUAUUUCUGAUCGUGUUUAAUGGGGAUAAUUAGAUGCGGGCUGAAAGGUAAUAGAGCAGACGCGUUGCUUAACAAAGUUAUUACCUGCUUUUAAUUGACGUGUCACUGGUGAAGUUAUUAAUUUUAUAACUGCAGGGUCUAUACAAAUUUCUUUUAUAUUUCUGUUGUCGUGUGUGCAUAUCAAAAACACUAACCACAUCCACGCAUCGUUGAUGUGUUAAGUACGUCUAGGAGAAAUCAGCUUCGUUUACUGUACUUGUGUAUAUUAGGCUGUAUAAUGGAGCGAUGCUCCCAAUAUCGAACCGCGUUCAACAUUCCCUAUAUUAUUAUCAUCCCAAAAAAAACGACGAUGAACUUAGUAAAUUUAAGUGCUCUGUGACCCCUCCUCCUAGGCGGGUGGUUACUCUAGGGGGGAUGUUAUGCGCUUUCUAUAGACGAGGUUUGCUUCGUCUACAAGGAGGCUGUUUCUCACAAAAUAUUCUAGGGCAUAUACAUAGAAAUUGAGCAUUAAUUUGUGUGCUUGUGUAUAUUGGCUGGAUUUUUUUUAUCAAGUGUUUCUUGUUGGUGUGCCUGUAAAUUCUGCUGCACGAUUCUCAGGUUAUAAUUUUCUGGUAUAACUGCGUUCUAUUUGGCAUGAUUCUUUCAACGCAUUUUAUCAUCAUUCAACAUUUUAGCUUCGUGACCACGGAUAGGAAACAUUAAAAAAAACUGAUCUUUCUAUCGCGUGGUAAAAAUUCUUUAAACGAGUUUUUCGUUACAAAAUUUGUCUUUUCGAUAGGUUGUCAAAGUAAAAUCAGAGACAAUUAAGUAUGCAACCAUAUAACAAUUAAUUUUGACUUCUGUUCAUUUUUUCAUAUGAAGUAUUGCGCCUUUUCCAAAACGCUUUGUUUCCGAAUUUAACUGGUUUUCAUGAUCUCUUCAAUUAUGGCUCAAAUUAUUCAUCACUAAAUCUUGCCUUCUUGCUGAUCUUUUCCUGCAUUAAAUUUACUGAUUCAGGUUGUAAGUUUUUCCUCAUUUAAUUGAACUUUCAUUGAAAAAUCUUGAUGAUUAAACUUGUGCUUCUCGAAGUCUGUACGGGGAUUCAUAAAAAAUGUCGCUGCAUAUUGUGGUAUAAUAUUUCUACGUGUUUGUUCUCUAUGAAACCUUGCUGUCCUUGGAGUCAAAUUGCGUUUCUAGUAUGCAUAGUUCUCUAGAAGUGUGUAUCUAACACUAUAACCGUUCUAGGUGAUGUAUUAGACUCGUUCAUUUUCUACGCGCUGUCCUAGAUGAUCUAUAAUUUGUCUAGAAUUUCCUCCUGUAAAAUUUUGUGAAGGAGCAUUGGUUGGAUCUCAUUCUUCAUACGGUGAUUUUUUUAGUAAAUAUCCUUCGAUAUUUAUAUGGAACGGAGGGUUCAAGUUGAGCGAAGUGUAAGACUGAAGGUAGAAGCAUUUGUUAACGUUAAAUUUUUAUUUCGUUCGAGUAGGUUAUUGAAGUUGUAUUUAAAAAAUCUGAGUAUCGUUUAUAACUUGCGUCUUUCUAGUGAAAAUUUUGAGCAGUUAUGAUCAUUAUAUUUUUUCCGUGAUAGUAACUUGACUGUUGAUCGUUGAACUUGGAAAAAUUGUAUUCAACGUUGGAAUGUUGAUGAGUAAAUUCGAAGCCCAGUUACCGUGGGCAUCCCUACCUACUUAAGAUAAACUCGUUUGCAUGCUUGUAAACGAACUAAUUAAGAUAAACAUGUUUACGUGCUUGUGAAGGGAGAAAUAACUAAAAUGAACUUGUUUACAUGCCUGUAAAAUCUUUAUGAUCCACCUUAGCCAAUAAGAAAACACAAAGAUGUUAUUGUGAGUGACCAAGAGAUGAUGCGUGUCUAGCUCUGUUGUCGAAAGACUCGAUUUUUUCAAAUUCUUUGCUGUAUCGCUGGUUAUUAUUUACAUGUAUUAUAAUUUCUAAUUUCUAGCUCGCCAGCAAUUUCUAUCGGUUUAAAUAUUGCUUGAAUAUCCGCAGAUUAUUCUUUACAGUGAGCGAUAGCCAAUUCCGAUAUGAAUUCGAUAUUUUGAUUCUUGAAUGGCACUUGUUCUAGAAUUUUUCUUGUUUCGUGAUUUCAUGCUGAAUAUUGAGAUGGUUUUCCAAGAAAUUUCAUGAAAGAUUUGCAUGAUGUUCAAAAUUUUCACGGAGAUUUGAGUUGCCGUCACUGGAUAUCUCGCUUUAGAGAUCAAAUAAAUUUUCGCACCAGGAUGGCGUUUUGCAUAUUUUUUACGAUCAUUGACGUGAGUUUUGUUGAUAAAUUCACUGAAUUUUACGUCUUGGAUAGGCAUGAGUGUAUGGAUCAUGCAACUGUAUUUUAAUUUAGUGUAAGAAUGUGUGCUGAGAGUGAACGAUAUUUUGAAAAUAAAUGAAUGAUGCGAA